Messenger RNA from Ectocarpus sp. CCAP 1310/34, 4263 nucleotides. The record is from the annotation of a GenBank genome assembly. Lineage: Eukaryota; Phaeophyceae; Ectocarpales; Ectocarpaceae.
CCAAGCAAGCCAGCGAACACAUCCCCAACUACCCGACAGCCGACCAGCAGACAGAGCGAGACGACACCAUACACAGCAACGGCAGCAGGGAUCCGUGGGGAUGGAAGUACGAGGCAUUCGUGUGACGCCUCCGUGAACCCUUACCAUCAUGGAAGGAAGCAGGAGAAGAAGGAGGAGCAAGCGAGAGCGUACGAAUCAGUCAUCGUCCCGGCCCGUACUUGCAUGCGGAGUUCUUCUGGUUUCGUUUGUACUCGUUGAGCUAUGGGUAAUGCACCACCAUGGCCCGACCCAUCGACCCGACCCGACGCCGCAGUACCUUGACUCCUACUCGAGACUGCCUGGUGUAGUUUCCCCUGGGAAAGCGGAGGAGCAUGACUCUUUGCCACGUCCGGGGGCGCCCUCGGUUCCGGACUCGAUGAAAGCAGCCCGCUCGCGGACCGAAGAUGAAGAUGUUCCCCGAGAACCCAGAACAGAAAGACCAGCAGCACCGGCUGCGGUGGCCUGGGACCAUCCGAAGGAGGACCUUGCUACCGUCGCACUCGAAUUGCCACCACGCCAGACUCUGUCGGGAUCGCAUGAUGGUGUGUCGGGCAGCGAGGAUGAGGACAAUGGAUACGGGGAUAUGAGAGUGGCGGUGCUGAUCCCAUACUCCGGCCCCGGCCUCCCGACAUGGUUUGAUGCCUUCACGGACCUUGCGGCAUUGAACAAGGACCUAGUCGACUGGCUUAUCUUCUGCGAAGAGGAUUUGGCCCAGGUGAAGACACCUCCAAAUGUCCGCAUGAUGAGUACCUCUCCUGCAGAGCUUGCCUGGAUGCUGGCUGGGGUGGUGUACCCGGCCGAUGCGGACGAACGUCCCGAUGUAUAUGUUUCGGAUUUCCACAUGGCUUUGAUGGGGGACCUCACGGAUCUUCAAAUGCAUGCGAGGAAUGUCCGCGGGACGGCUGCAAGGUUCAUCCAGAAACUUCUUGCAAAGAAUCCUUACUACAUGGUGGAGUUCAAGCCGGCCCUGGGUUGGGUUUUCCGGGAGUAUAUAAAGGAUUAUACGCACUGGGCGUACGGCGAUCUUGAUGUGUUUUUCGGUGACCUAACAAAAGGCUGGUUGGAGCCCAGUGAGAUGCGAGACUACGACAUCAUCACGUACAGCUUCGGAGACCAGCAGCGCGCAUACUUGAGAGGCCAGCUGACGGUGCACAAGAGCAUCCACAAGGUCAACCACAUUUGGCGGGAUUGUCCCCAUUUGUCCAACUACUACAGGCGGAUUGAGAGGACAAUGGAGACGAAGCAGUACAACCUCGAGAGCGCGGAAGGCUGCUACAGCAUGGCCCUCAUGUACUCCAAAGACGUCAAGGCCAAAUAUGCCGUCAAGGUUUUCACCGACAUGCCAGGCGGUAAGCAAGACGACCAAGAGGAGGUUGUCAUCACAGGGGAUGGGCUUGUGAAGCGCUGCCCGCAACAGCAGGGGAGGAGAGGCGACGUGGUUGAGCCAGAUUUCGGUGGAAAGAUGCAGGUGGAUAGGGGCGAGUACUUUCCGGUGGAGAAGGAGGAGCAGGGCUACUUUUGCGAGUACUGGAUAAGCCCCAACUUCCAGACGUGCCUGAAGCUGAAGGAGUCUCUGACCAAGACGAACGUCUUCCUGUUGGAGGGGCGGUACUACGAGCGAGAGUUCGUCAAUUUGUGGCAGGACAAGGUGGAGGACGGCUGCAGCAUGGGUGCUUUCCACCACUUUCAGGAGCUCAAGGGAAACUACAGGGCAUGGAACACCAGACCACAGAUGUCGCCUGUACAUAGAGGGAUGGUGGCGGGGAACGGUGGGCUGGUUCCGCUGCCGAACGGAGAUUGGCAUGCCAUGACUUUGGACCCCAACGCUCCUCCUCCGGCGGACCGAGACCGGUUUACAUACCGGUACUGCUUACAGUGGAGCGUUGAGAAUGAGAGAACGAAGGAGGCGAAGUUUAAUUGCGACAUCAGCCUGACCCCUAAAGACGGGUUGUUAACUCUGCACGACUCUAGGCGGCAAGAGGGGUUGAUCGGUGGGGCUGCGGUUACCCUGGGGGGGGUGGGGGGGGUCAGUGAUGUUCCACGGCUUCUACGAAGCUGUCGCGAUUGGGAAGGUCCAAAGAUUAUUGUGUUGAUGUUGAACAACCGACAGCGGGAAAGGGUCGUUGUUCUAGAUUUGAUUCGCGCGGAGGAAAAGGUUGGGGGACUGGACAACGCUUACAUUGUGUUUUUCUUCUCGCCGAGCUCUGGUGGCCAUGAAGUGAAUGGUGGUCACCUCCCGACAAAGGCACUCCUGAACGCCGUGGGCGACUUGUGCCAAACAAGGCAUCUUCUGAUACUUCCGUCUGACUUCCGCAUAGCAAGAGGCGCCGAGCAAGCAGUGGUUACGGCCCUCAAGACCCCGACAGAAGCACCGAGAGUGUUGAUAAUCCCGCAGUGGUGUGUAGACCGCGAUCAUGAGCGUGGCUCCGGAGAGCUCCCAACCCUGGAGCUUGAAGACCUACGAAGGCAAGCUGCAGAUGGCACCGCCGACCUGUGUUUCUCGGAUACACGCGCGAAUCGGGAUCUAUACCUCGGAGGUUCGGUGCUCGAAGGGGCAGUUUACGGCGAGGGAGCCGGGGAGGGGUUGGGGGAUGCCGGUGCGAGACAUCGCGGCAUGGGUGGCACGAGGACGACGAAGAACGGACUGGCGCUGCUACUAUCGGACGCCGUGAGCCCCGUGAUAGUCGUGGACAUGUGGUCAGCUCCUGCACUGUUUUUACGUCACAUUGAGGAGUUGAGUGGAUCAAGAUGUUUCGACGGCGCCUAUGCGAGGGGACUGUGGGCGGCUGGAUUUUCGUUCGAAGUUCUCCCGGAGGCCGCUGCCUUUAGCGCCAGUCUGCCGCCAAGAACUGACCAAUGCCGGCACGGAGUGAUGGUGCAGAUGGGUGCCUAUAGCACGUUUCUUCAGGACGUCCGGCGGGUUUAUUGGAGGGAGUCAGGCAGUUUUACCGAUAUCUUCAAAAUCGGGAUCCGAUCUGAGGCCGAAUAUCGAGCUGAGGCGAAACCACGAUCGCGUCGCAGAGCGAACUCGCAUCCAUUCCAUCGCCAGAUGCACGAUGAAGAGUCAGGCCAACAGGAAUCGCCCGAACUUCCAUAAAGCGAGCUGGCCUUGCAGAAGGUGUAGUAGCCCGUUAAGGGCGGGGUUCGUUGCUACUAUAGCUGUACUAUAGUCGGGAAGAAUCGAACUCCCGAAUAUGAUACGUUCAACCCUUGAGCCCCAGGAGUACAUCAAUUGCGUUCCUAAGUAGGGUAGAGUUUUGAAGUUGCCCAUGUAGAGACGGCGAACAUGGGUUGCUCUCCCUGGUGUUGCUUUGUGAUUUGGAAUCAAUCUCUGUCGCCAUCUGGUGGCCUGUCGUUUUCAUGGUGGACGCCAGCAAUCGUUUGCGACAUUGAGAAUAUAGAGAAGGUGAUAACGAUGGCCGGUUGUCCUCUUUGGAGAACAGCGCAAUUUUGUUAUCUUUGUCGGUCGCCCUCGUGCCUUUUUCGCGUGUCGUUUGUGCUGUGAGUGCGUUGUCGUUGGUAUUGUUGUGCCGCUCCACCACAGGCUUGAGCGCGAGCUGCACGCGCUUCUAGAAUGUCUGUUUGUGCGAAACGUGUGGUGUAGAUAAUGCAAAGUUGUGUGUCGCCCUGCUGAAUCUGAUCGUGCCUUGUGUGCGCAUGAGGGCAUCACUGCGUGCGGGAACGUCGCGUCUGUAGUUGUUACCGUUUCUACACACUCGCUUGUUAUGGUCUGGCUGUGAGGUCUGGAAGGAUUCUCGAAAGCUGGUAGAUGUUUUUGUUCACACGCACUGUGUUUUGCAGUAUUUGGGGUGUUUUUCCACUUCGAAGUAAAUUAUUAAGGAUCCCUGUUGUAGACUUUUAUUAGGUUGUGUGUAGUGGGUUUUUCACAGCGUGUUGAGAACAUUGGUGUGUACUUUAUGCGCGUAAUCGUUGAAAACAUGUGUUCAUUAUUCACCAUUAGGAGUGCGGUUGCAAGAUGGCAUGUUGUUCCAAACCGCUCGGCCCCACAUGCGGCAUUUGCUGCGUGUCCCAAAGCUAGAGACGGCACGUACCAGUGCCUGGCGGAGUAGCAUCGGGGGCUCUUGCAUGAACGCCAUGAUGUGGUUCUCUGAUUCGAGUCAGUAUAUGUUCCACCUCGAUAUCCUUUGGUCGCACGCACGGAGCCAACUCGAGCCUCGAAUACUGAGCAGUCGAACAAGCGGAGCAGCAAGCUGCCUGAUCGGG